CAACUUUCUUUUAGAUCUUCUUUUAUAUGUAUGCAAUACUUGGCAUGGAAUUAUUCCAAGGCAGAAUCAGAAUGCUUGGCUAUUCAAAUGCAACAGCGAAUGCGACAGAGUUAUUCUGUGGAGAUGUGAAGUUAAAGAAUUCUGGAUUUUAUAAAGACCAUUAUUGUGGAGAAAAUUUUAACGAUAUUUUGAAAUCGCUAAAAAUUUUAUUCGACUUGAUGGUUGUCAAUCAAUGGCACAGUAUCCUUCAAAACUUCAGUUCUCAACUGUCGUCUACACUGCAGAAAAUCCCUCGAGUAUUUUGACUCAAAAUAUGUACCCACAUGUCAAGUCACUAAAUUUUUUAGUAAAAUUAGUCAAAAUUAUGAACAAAUUUACUUAAUUGUUUUAGUAAAGUUUCAAAUUCACUCAUUUUUUGAGUAAAGAUUUACUUUUACCAAUAAAAUGAGUGAAUUUGCUCACAAAAUUAAGUAAUUUUACUCGCUAUCUUAAUUAUAUGACAUUCUCCCGAGAGGGCAUGCAGAGGUCUUGUAAGUGCCAUCCUUUAUAUUGGUCAAGUGACUUCUACUUCCAGGAGAAAACCUUCGAUGUUUGGUCAAACCUUCCCUUCUCACGUGCAACUUACGUGAAGUUAUAAUUAGAAAACUACAUUAUUGCAAACUAUUUAAGACAAAAAAGGCAAGCUAUUUAAAAAAGACAAAUUAUUUAAGGCACAAAAAGACACAAUCACUGUAUCUCGAACAUUUCAGUUGUUUUUGUCUUGCUGGUCCUGUUGCUUUAUCAAGGUUCGCUCUGAUAAAUCCUUAACAUUGUAUAUAGUUUUAACUCAAGGUUUUGUGAUGGUGACUAGCAAGGCUGCUAGACUAUACUUUGUCUUGUUUCAUCUCACUUGCGUUAUACUUAUUUUGAAGUACGUGUAGAAUUCAUAUAUUGGCAGAGACAUUAUCUACCAUUCAUUGUUGGGGGAACACCGGACGAAAAAAACUCUAAAAAUAUAUAAUAAUUUCGCUAUCUUACAGCAUAUUUGUGGCGUUUAUCAUCGAAGCCUUCAUGCUCCAGUACGAAUGUUCUGAUGAAAAGUUUGAAGAUGAACUUCAAAAAGUAGUUCAAGACGUUAUUCGCGAAAAAGGAGUUGGCAUUGGAAUGUAAGUAAAAUUCUCAAAUUCAUGCUUUUGCAUUGCAUUGUAUUGCUUACUCUACGUAUUUACUUUGCUUUCUUCUUCAUCAUUUUGAUCCUCAAUAAUUGGGGUUUUUUAUUGUUACUAUCAGUCUUCAAUACACACUAUCUUGGGAAUCCUCUUCCCUUAGUACCCUCAGAUCUCUUAACACAAUAUCGCUCAAUCUCAUCCUUUGUCUCCCAACUGUUCUAAGUCUUUCUUUUUGGAGUCUCUUUACCACUGCUCUUCACUAGCUUGACAGGAUCUUCUUCGGCAUUCUAUAUUGGACAUCCUCUUCUCCAUAACUUUUUUUUUUCAAUCAUAACUUUUUGUUUUGCAGUAAUAACUUUUGUGGGCGUGGUGUCAAGUACAUUGUUUUGCACGCGAAAAUUUCUUAUUUUUCACACGGACUGACUUUAUACUGACAAAAUUGCUAUAGAAAGCGAAAUAACAGAUUUAUAGCACCUUCUGGAUAUGUUUACGUAACAAACCUCUGUAAUACAAGUGCCCUUUUGAGUUUUGACGCCGAAAUUCAAAGUUUCGCGUGCAAAACAAUAUGUUUUAUACCACGCCCACAGAAGUUAUUAUGUCAAAACAAAAUGUUCUAGGAGCGAAAUAAAAAGUUUUGAAUGACAAACUCAUGCUGAAGAAACGUUUUAAAACCUAGUUAUAAAUGCACGCUUCACGGAAGCUCGAAAAUGGUAGUAUUAAUCUGACACUGCAAUCGACCAACGAAAAAUUCGUUGGCUCGAGCGGGAUUUGAACUCGCAUCAUCGGGUAUCUAGACUGGACAUCCUCUUCUCCUAGGUUUAGUUUCCUCGUAUCUCUUUUCUCAUAUUAUCUCUCCAUCUGAUACUCUGUCUUUCAAAGGUUUGUCGUUCUCAAUUGAGUGUGUGUCACCAUGCUAACCUGAAUCUCGAUCUUCUUUCUUUCUUCAACUAACAAUUUUGAACUAUUGCAUUCCCGCUUCUCUUAUCCACAUUUCUACUUCAGGACACCAAUCACAGAACAAAGUCGUACAGAGCCGACUCCAAGUGUAGAGCCGACUCCAAGUGUAGAGCCAACUCCAAGUGUAGAGCCGACUCCGAGAGUAGAGACGACUCCAAGAGUAGAGACGACUCCGAGUGUAGAGACGACUCCGAGUGUAGAGCCGACUCCGAGUGUAGAGCCGACUCCGAGUAUAGAGCCGACUCCAAGUGUAGAGCCGACUCAAAGUGUAGAGCCGACUCCGAGAGUAGAGACGACUCCAAGUGUCGAGACGACUCCAAGAGUAGAGACGACUCCAAGUGUAGAGACGACUCCGAGUGUAGAGCCGACUCCGAGUGUAGAGCCGACUCCGAGUGUACAGCCGACUCCAAGUGUAGAGCCGACUACGAGUAUAGAGCCGACUCCAAGUGUAGAGACGACUCCAAGUGUAGAGCCGACUCCGAGUGUAGAGCCGACUCCAAGUGUAUUUUUUUUCUAA
Molecule: messenger RNA, 2622 nt
Organism: Paramuricea clavata
Lineage: Eukaryota; Metazoa; Cnidaria; Anthozoa; Malacalcyonacea; Plexauridae
Source: the annotation of a GenBank genome assembly